Racocetra persica is the source of this 980-nucleotide messenger RNA. The record is from the annotation of a GenBank genome assembly. NCBI's taxonomy places the organism in Eukaryota, Fungi, Glomeromycota, Glomeromycetes, Diversisporales, Gigasporaceae.
AAAAUGAAGAAUUAAAAAAAAAUAAUUCCGAAACUUUGGAAAAUGAACUAAAAAAAAUUGAACAACAAGUAGAAAAAUGCUUAGAUGCUUUACGUGCUGAAUAUAAUAAGAACGCUGCUUUAGACCAAAAAAUGAACGAACUAUUUGAAUUAUGUAAAGAAUUCGGAGAAGAACUUCCUACCUUUAGAAGCAAAAAAAAUCAAAACUGCAAUAAAGAAAAAGAACCAUUGAAAAAUACAAACGAUAAAUUAAAACAAGACCUAGAAAAUUGUAAUAAAGAAAAAAAAACCUUACAAGAUAAAAAUAAAAAACUUGUAGAUGAAAUUAACAAACUAAAAGAAGACUUGAAAAAAUGUAAAGAAAAUGAACCAAAUGAAAACCUCGUAAACAAAAAUAAAGAAUUGAGAAAACAAUUAGAUAAAUGUCACCAAGAUAGCGAACAUUUGAAAGAGGGAAUUACAGCAUUAGAAGAAGUAGUAAAAAAAUAUGAAAUAAACCGAAUCGUAAACAAAUUAGAAACUCUGAAAAAUAAAAAUAAAACCCUUAUCAAUGAAAAUAAUAAUUUACAAGAUAUCGAUGAAAAGUGUAAAAAACUUGCUGAAGAAAAUGAAAAACUCUUGAAAGAAAACAAAGAAUUAACAGAAAAAAACGAUAAACUUGUUCUUGAUCAAAAACCUAAAAACAAUUCAAGAAUGAUUUCUGCCCAAUUACAACGAAUUCAAGAUGAAAUAAACCGAUUAAAGAAAGAAAAUGAAAAACUAGAAAAUGAAAAUAAUCAAAUAUUAGAAAACAGUCAAUAUGAUAAAUUAUUAAAAAAAAAUCAAGAACUACAAAAAGAAAAUGAAAUCACCAUUUAUCAAAACCAAAGAUUAACCAAAAGAUUAGAACAAUUUUUAAAAGAAAUCCGUGAAAAAAGAAUAGAAUAUGAAGAAAAAGAAAAAAUAUUUGAUAUAUUGAAUGAAAAAAUUGAUAUUAUAUAA